CCAAGUUCCAUCAUCAACCUAAUAACACACAACACUAAAUCUCUUUCCCAAAAAAAGAUUAAGAAGUCAACGAUGGAGAAUCUCAGAAAUGGAGAAGAUAACGGUUCUUUGAUCCCAUUUACGUUCUUUGAUCAAUCUUCAGUGACGAUUCCUCUCUUGAAGUGUUCCGGUCUCGAAAGUUCAUCAUCAUCAUCUUCUUCUUGCGAUCUUUCGUCAUCACACAGCGAGGAAGAUGAGAGUAUCGAUAUAAAGGAGGAGGAAGAAGAAGAAGAAGAAGAUGGCAUGACCAUUGAAAUCAAAGCGAGAGGGAAGAACAAGACUAAGCCUACGCCAAGUUCAGGAAAAGGAGGCAAACACAAUUAGAGUUCAUUCAUAUACCGAGGAAAUUAAACAAAUAAAUGCAUUUGUAUAAAAUACUUAGAGCUAUAAUACAGUGGAGUUUUUUUAUAGUCAUUUGUUUCGAAUAUGAAUUGGAUUAAUAAAGAUCGAGUUUUAUUUUAUUGUUUCGUUACAGAAUAG
Molecule: messenger RNA, 519 nt
Organism: Arabidopsis thaliana (thale cress)
Lineage: Eukaryota; Viridiplantae; Streptophyta; Magnoliopsida; Brassicales; Brassicaceae
Gene: PROPEP3
Product: elicitor peptide 3 precursor
Exons: 1
Coding region: 73-363 (96 amino acids)
Biological process (GO): innate immune response
Source: RefSeq, marked reviewed